AUGAAGUUGCUGUCAGGACCAAGCAAUGGGUACCGCGAAGUGUUGGAACAACGUUUACAGGAUAGACCACACAAGGAUGAAGAUACACGUAAGAAAAACUGGGACACUCUGAAGGAUUGCAUUGUAACCGCAGCUGAAGAAGUUUUAGGUAAAGGGAGAAGAAAACAACCAGAGAGGUUUCGAGAGAGCUAUGACAUCUUGAUACCUUUAGUAGAAGCCAAGAACAGAGCACUCCAGAGAGCGCUACAAUCUAACACGACGGUGAACCAAAAGGAAUUCAAGAGACAACAGAGACUUAUGAAGAGAGCAGUGGAUAAGGCCAAAGAAGACUGGAUAUGUAGAGUUGCUAAAGAAGCCGAAGUUGCUGUGAAAGAUGGUCAUACAAGUUGGGACAGAAUUAGGAGAGAUUACUGGAGGCUCAUGCAGGGAGAAGAUUGA
Molecule: messenger RNA, 438 nt
Organism: Corticium candelabrum
Lineage: Eukaryota; Metazoa; Porifera; Homoscleromorpha; Homosclerophorida; Plakinidae
Exons: 1
Coding region: 1-438 (145 amino acids)
Source: RefSeq, a predicted model, not a curated record